AUGGAACAUAAACAUCAUGUACUUAUUGAUGCAACGCAAGAAUCUCAUGCACCAUUCUUCGCUCAAAAUGAUAACUUCAACUCGUGGUUACAUUCUUAUGAUAAUGUAUCUGAAGCAUUAAAAUUUAUAAAUGGUAUAGAAUUACCGUACAGUAUAGAAGUAUAUAUAGCAAGAGACACUAUUUAUGAUCCUAUAUCAUCAGAAUUAAAUGCACCUACUCUUAUUAAAACCCUAGGCGACUUACAAUCAAUUAAUCAUAUUAGUGUAUAUAGCCCUAAUAAUGAUAUUGGCCUUGAACAACAAAUUCGCUGUAUUCUACCAGACAAAAGACAAUUAAAGAAAGUUAUUUCAGUGAUCAAUUUACGUACUUUGAUGUGCGAAGAAGGUAGAGCAUAUAUUAGAGAAAAAAUAUAUCAUUGUAUAGUUAACGAAGAAAUUAAUCUUAUACCAAACUACCAACAAGAUAUUAAUAGACUAAUGGACUAUUAUAACGAAAUUCUUGCUGACCAACAAUUAAGAAUAGACGCAUUGGUUGAAGAACAUUCUAAUAGACCAAGUGAAGAGGCAACAUAA
This is a messenger RNA of Adineta steineri, 573 nucleotides long. NCBI's taxonomy places the organism in Eukaryota, Metazoa, Rotifera, Eurotatoria, Adinetida, Adinetidae. The record is from the annotation of a GenBank genome assembly.